AUGCCGGCUCUCCCAUCAUUCAACUGCAAAUUGCUUACCGGCUUGCUUUACGCGGCCACUGCCGUUGGUGUUCUCAAGAUCUCGGCAAAAAUCUACGGCUUUUUGUCGUUGAUUGUCAACUUGUUCCUCCUUCCUCCGGUCGACUACAGCAAGUUUGGAGCCAAGAAAGGUGCGUGGGCCGUUAUCACGGGAGCUUCCGAGGGAAUUGGCCAAGAGUUUGCCAAACAGCUUGCAUCUAGAGGCCUGAACGUGGUGCUUGUGUCGAGAACCCAGGCCAAACUCGAGGAGAUCGCCACCGAGAUCGAGUCCAAGUACAAAGUGCAGACCAGAGUUGUUGCUGCCGACUGCUCCAAAAACACCCCAGAGCUGUACGCUUCUCUGUACAAGGCGAUUGAGGAGCUGCCUGUGUCUGUUCUGAUCAACAACGUUGGUCGGUCGCACGCGGGUCCUGUUUUGCUCGAGGAAACGCCAGACGACGAGCUCGAAAACAUCCUCACCAUCAAUAACGCGUUCCUGGUCAAAAUGACCAAGCUGACCAUCCCAUUGAUCGACAGAACCGUCAAGUCCAAGCAGGCCGCUAAGGGUCUGAUUGUCAACGUUGGCUCGUUUGCCGGUCUGUUCCCAACCCCAUACCUUGCAGUUUACUCUGGAUCCAAGGCGUUCUUGCAAAACUUCUCGCAGGCCCUGUCUAUUGAGCUGAAGGAGAAGAACAUCGAGGUGGAACUGAUUCUGGCGUACUUUGUCACGACUGCACUUUCUGCGAUCAGAAGAUCGUCGUUCUUCAUCCCAACACCAAAGAAGUUUGUGGCCGCCACGCUCAGAAACAUGGGCAGAAGAGGCGGGGCCCAGGACAGAUUUGCAACCAGCUCUCCAUACCCUUCACACGCACUGAUCAACUACGUUGCCAACAAUACACUGGGUGUUUUCUCUGAGUGGAUUGCCCAGUCCACUUACAACAACAUGAAGAUCACCAAGGCUAAGAGACUGCGCAAGUUGCAGAAACAGAAGGCCGCCAAAGCAGAGUAG
Molecule: messenger RNA, 1026 nt
Organism: Ogataea philodendri
Lineage: Eukaryota; Fungi; Ascomycota; Pichiomycetes; Pichiales; Pichiaceae
Exons: 1
Coding region: 1-1026 (341 amino acids)
Biological process (GO): fatty acid elongation
Cellular component (GO): endoplasmic reticulum
Molecular function (GO): ketoreductase activity
Source: RefSeq, a predicted model, not a curated record